Molecule: messenger RNA, 650 nt
Organism: Solanum dulcamara
Lineage: Eukaryota; Viridiplantae; Streptophyta; Magnoliopsida; Solanales; Solanaceae
Product: oleosin 1-like
Exons: 2
Coding region: 7-423 (138 amino acids)
Biological process (GO): sexual reproduction; lipid storage
Cellular component (GO): membrane; monolayer-surrounded lipid storage body; extracellular region
Source: RefSeq, a predicted model, not a curated record
AAAAAGAUGUCUCAAAUUCAACCAGCGCGGCAUGAGCAGCAGCUGUCACGUCAAGUGGCUAAAACCACUACGGCUGUGACGGUGGGUGGGUCGAUGAUGGUGCUUUCCGGGUUGACCCUGGCGGCUACGGUUAUUGGGCUUGUUGUGGCUACACCUUUGUUGGUUAUUUUUAGCCCGGUUCUUGUACCCGCUGCCAUUACCAUUUUCAUGAUAAUGGCUGGCUUGUUGGCUGCUACUGGCUUUGGUGCUACUGCUACUUUUGUUUUCUACUGGAUGUAUAGGUAUACUACUGGGAAGCAUCCAAUCGGAGCGGAUAAGAUAGAUUAUGCAAGAGAGAGGCUAGCCCAUGCGGCCCAUGAUAUAAAGGAGAAGGCUGAGCAAUUGGGACAUCAGGCCCAGCACCAGGUUAAGAUUACUACAUGAAACGCCCCAACAUCAUGAAUGAUUCAAGGAAGAAAUGCUUGUUCCAUGCUAGUUCUUGUACCUUUUUCUAUUUUUUUUUUUGUUUUAAUUCUGUGUUGAGAGUGUGAGUCAUGUGCUGUUAGUUUGGAUUUUGUGGCAGAGUUUAUGAAUGGUGUUGUAACAACAUUUCUAUUUGGCGUAAUGGGUCAUGUGUGUUCAUAAUUGUUUAUUUGUCUUUUUUCGUUUAC